CGCUGUCAAGACUACUUCGUUCGCUCUCCCUUACCCUCUACUUCAUUUUUUCUUCAUUUCAUUACUUCGUUUUCUCUUUAUUACAUUGUCAGCUUUCGUUUUAUAAGUUUCUUUUCUGCUUGACUCUUUAGGGCUAGGAAGGAAGCUACUGUUUUCCAUCUUUACUCCAGGCAAGAACUAGCCAUGAAGUCCUUCGACGAGUGCUUCGACGACUUUGUUGAGUCUUCCGGAAUCAAUAUGUGGCAGGACUUUUCCGAAGUCAUUUCUGGUGGUAUCGAGGAGUCCCCUCCACCGCUCGUCCAUGAGAACCGCAGCAGCGAAUCGUCAGAGAGCGAUACCUCUGCGGGUGGUAGCACUGCGGCUACUACUCCCGUUAUUGACCUCACCUCUCCUGAGGGAGAGAGACUUCCUUCCCCCUCUGAGGGAGCGUGGGAGCUCCUUCCCGGGCUGCUGGGGAACGAACUGCCAGGGGACAUCGACGAACAGAUCGCAACUAUUCUGCCACAGUGUAUGGAAGACGGGCCUUCCCAAGAUAUCGUUCCCCCCAUCAAUAUGGUUACUCCCAAAGACCGUCCCAGAAUUGCAGGCAGUGCUCCUCCCGCCUGCAUUUCCACAGGCACUUCUUCACGCCGUGACGACACUGUUGCCACCAAAGCUUCAGGCAGCCGGGGCCCCAGCCCUACCGAGAGUGCCCCUGAAGUGCUCUCUGGUAGGGUUAAGAAGCCGCGACGACAGCGUAAGAAGAAGCAGUGGCCCACCCCUUAUCCUUGGAUCGACCCAUCUAAGAUCACAGGACCUAUCCGCAUCCCAAGUGGUGAGGAACAGGAGAAGAUGAAGAAGAGUGCCCAAGCCACUCCGCAAGUGACUCAGCAAGCCGCUCCUCGAGUCAACAGCCCUUGGCAUGUUCAGCAGGUCCACUUCUCGCAGGCUAUCCAGCAGCCCGUUCUUCUACAGCCGCCCAUUCAGCCGCCUGUUCCUCCGCAGCCGGCAAUUUCAUUUGGGCAGCCUUCAAUGCCCCAGGCCCCUGCCUACUUUUCACGAAAUGCGGCACCCCCCUUCAUGUUUGACCCAGUUAAGCCGCAGUCUGCGCCCUGGGCAGAUUUCGCUGGUACACCUUUCCAGACCGCCGUCAACAACCAGAUGGCUUUUAACCGGGUUCCCAUGACCCAGAUGGGGGUGCCUGAAACAAAACAGCCCCCCGCGAAAAAGUUUACCUUUAUCGAAACCAUUGUGCCAGAGGACUUCGUGGCCAACCCCAAUAACCACGGCAGGUGGGCAAUCGACUCCGCCGGGAAGCGGCACUACCUCAACGCGCCAGGCGCCCAGAAAUAACUGUCACGAUGGACAGACUCGAUUACGAGACAUGCACCCUCACGGCAAACAAGAAUCGCAUUGUACAUAGGGUGUUCAUUCGACAGAAGUU
Aspergillus wentii DTO 134E9 is the source of this 1423-nucleotide messenger RNA. RefSeq lists its product as uncharacterized. The transcript has 3 exons. The record is from RefSeq and is a predicted model, not a curated record. Bases 184 to 1332 code for a protein of 382 amino acids. NCBI's taxonomy places the organism in Eukaryota, Fungi, Ascomycota, Eurotiomycetes, Eurotiales, Aspergillaceae.